Messenger RNA from Candidozyma duobushaemuli, 3183 nucleotides. RefSeq lists its product as uncharacterized. The record is from RefSeq and is a predicted model, not a curated record. Bases 1 to 3183 code for a protein of 1060 amino acids. Gene Ontology annotation, molecular function: protein binding. NCBI's taxonomy places the organism in Eukaryota, Fungi, Ascomycota, Pichiomycetes, Serinales, Metschnikowiaceae. The transcript has 2 exons. Gene Ontology annotation, cellular component: nucleus.
AUGGCUCGUCUUCUACAUGUGGUUCAAUGCCCUGAGGGCAGCGGGUUCUGCGCCUCAUACUCAGAUUCACAGAAUCAAAGAAUAAUAGCGGUUGCAAGGGGCAACUAUAUUCAAUUCUACACGUUUGAGCCAGACCACACAGGGUUCUUGAAGGAGAGAAGUAAGACCUACUUCGAGCAGCCCAUAACCUCCAUGGCGAAAGUAAGAGGCAGCCAGGGAGAUAGCUUGAUUGCGAUUGCCAACAAUACUGUCUACGAUGUCACACUGGACAAGAGGUUUCUUAUGCCUUGUGAAGACUUCGGAAGCUCUCCACAGAACUUCUUGAUGUCGUUCAGUGUCAACCGUAAGGUGGCAAUUGCAAGACUCUCGACAAAUGGAAGAACAUAUGUGAUUUACAAUGAGAAGACGAAGCGCCCCGAGGUCAAGGUAUCCUCGUUGGGAUGUGCUCAGAUCAAACAGGCCGUGACACUAGAGAACUCAGAUACAAGGUUCGCUGUGUUGUACACCAGCUUUGAUCUUUCGUACUCGCUCAAGUACCUCGAACUAGAUAAGAACUUGUCGGUGAACAUCACUAGCCAAUUCCAGGCAUUUGUCGAAGCUCCCUCUCUUGUGGUGCCCAUGACAUACGGUGGAGUCAUGGUCUUGAGCAAUUACCGCAUCUAUUUAUUCCCAGCUCCAAAUCAGACAACGCAUCUAGCGGACUCCUUUGAAGAUCAGAGAGGCACCUCUGUUAGCAAUGCCAGAAACGUCAUUACCAUCGAUAUCAAGCUGCUUCCAUAUCUCACCUCGUUGUGGACUUCUUAUAGCAAAAUAGAUCUGGAAAGAUACUUACUAUCCACAGACACGGGACUCACCGCCGUUGCAUACAUUCGCUCGGCCUUCACAGCCUCUGCUGUAUCCAUAGAGGCAUUCAGCAUACAUGACAUUGGAAAAAGCACCAUCGCUCAGUCCAUGUGCCAUGUCGAAAAUAAUGUCUUCUUCGCUGCAUCAAAAUACUCCCGCUCCAUUCUUUUCAAAAUAAUGCCUACAGAACCACAUAUUCUGAUUUUGUCAUUUAUGCCUUCUUCGCCUCCGGUGAUUGAUCUUGCGUACAGUUUCCAUGCCAAUACGUUGAGGUACCUGCCUGACAUCUUUUGGGAGCUAAGGAAGAUUUCUUAUAACUCUUGGAAAGCGACGCAAUUAUCGACACUUCGAUUAGACGAUCCCUUCGCCGAGGUAGUUCUGCUACUGCCCACCAAUCCUUCAUCGGAUUCGAAGAUCGUGAUUGGCAUCAAAGUGAAUCUGAAAAUUGAGGAGAUCUACACGAUUUCCAACGGACUUCAGAAAUAUCGCGGGACCUUCGUGAAGACCAACCUUCAAUUCCCGCAAGCUAAUGUUGUCAGUGCUGUCCUCUCUGGAACAUUCACUGGGCAGCACAAACUUCAAUCAAAAGACUUUAUUGUCAAAGCUAGCGACACAAGUUCUAUCAAGUAUUCCAAGUUGUUGUCGAAUGGCAUGCAUCUUUAUGUUUCUGAUAAUCACAUCGUGUGUGAGAGUGGAAGUUCUAGAGAAACGUGUGACUUGCAAUUCUCAGAAAACUCUAUCACUGCUUUUGAUGCAAUUUUUUAUGAAGGAUCCCCUGCUUCUUUGGUGGGAUACACCGACGGUCAAAUCGAGUAUUUCCGCUUUAAUGGCUCCAAAGUUUCCAGUAAGUUGUCCUUAAGGAGCGGAGACAAAAAUGAAGGGCUAAGAGAUGCCAAAGUCUGUUUCAAUGCUAAGGAAGAAUUGGUCGUUGUCGCUCUCGAUAACGGGGGCAAUGUUCAUCAAUACUUACUAGAGCACGAUGCCGUGAUUGCUUCGUCAGUAUGGAACUGUAAAGGACCAGGGCCUACGGCUAUGGGCUCGGACGGGAGUAUGGUGGUUCUUUACGAUACACAUAAGGUGUUGGGAUUGGUGCCGAAAAGAGGAAACUUUCUCAAUCUCUGUGAUUUCUUCUAUUCUCCUAAGGCGAUUAGAGAAUGUGUCGUUCUACUGAAGUCCCAUGCCUUGGUUGGAGUAUACCUUGAGGAUAGAACAUUUGUUACUGUCUCUCAUGAAGAUAAGAAAGAUAUCAUCGAUGCUCACUUCUCUGACAAGUUGUGGACCAAGGUGAUCAGCAUUCCUCGCACACAUUAUCUUGUUUGCAUAAAAACAGACAUCAGGCCCACUAAGGGCCAAUCAAGGGUGGCUACACUCAAUCUUCUUGAUGGCAGAACCAUGCGUUUAUUGCACACCUUUUCCAACACCUCCCUGCAAUUCAGCGACAUCUGUUAUGUGCCUCCAAAUGAACUUCACGGAAUAGCACCAUUAUCAUUUGUGGCACUUCAGACGGGAACCAAUUCCAUGAGUCGUUUUCCUCUCUUCAAAAUUGAAGGUGAUAAAAUUAGAGAGGUUCCCAAUGUUCAUCUGAUUUUGAAAGAUAUGGAGCUGGUCUCCUUCAGUGUCGUACGUUAUGAUCCUUAUCGAGAAUGCCUUCAUGCCGCCGGCGAGGACUUUGUCCUGCUUAGCUUUACAAACAAUAAUGAAGUCCUAGAGUUGAGGGCAGUGGAUUCCAUCGGCAGGAACUGUGUGCUUCAACAUGUUACUGACAUAGCAUGUGAGCCUGAGAGAAUAUUCAUCUUGGAUUCUUUCAGAGGACUAUAUGAGAAGACUUCAAGCAAUUUUGAGUUAAAAGAGCAAAGUGACGAUGAUUCCAGGAUCACUGCUAUUUGUGCUUUACCAACUGAUUCGAAUCAGGAGUCCUCGGUCGUUUUUGGCGACAGCCUGGGCCGUGUACACAUAAACGGAAACGUUUUUCAGGUGUAUUCACAAAUCAACACAUUGAAGUAUGUCGAGGAAGACGGUUCCGUGCUCGUGGGAACUUUGAAUGGAGGUAUAUACAGAUUGACGAGCAAUUUGGGACCAGUCCCUGAAGAUUUGCAUGAUGUGGGGAGGUCAAAAAUCACUUCCGUGCCUCCAUUCGCUUCUUUGGUUACAGGCGCUGAUGCAACACGGGUCUAUUUUGCCAACACCAUCCAGGAUUAUGUCGAAUCUGAUGGACAUCAAAGAAAAGAGCUUGCUUUGCUCGACGCGUGGUGCAAUGCAUCCGACAAAGGGCUCAAGAGAAAAGAAAAUUACUCUGACUCACAGACUCGAGAGAUUGCGGAAGUUUUAGAUUAUAUAUAG